Molecule: messenger RNA, 2482 nt
Organism: Phodopus roborovskii (desert hamster)
Lineage: Eukaryota; Metazoa; Chordata; Mammalia; Rodentia; Cricetidae
Gene: Cdkal1
Product: CDK5 regulatory subunit associated protein 1 like 1
Exons: 16
Coding region: 140-1885 (581 amino acids)
Biological process (GO): tRNA methylthiolation
Cellular component (GO): endoplasmic reticulum
Molecular function (GO): 4 iron, 4 sulfur cluster binding; tRNA (N(6)-L-threonylcarbamoyladenosine(37)-C(2))-methylthiotransferase activity
Source: RefSeq, a predicted model, not a curated record
CCUGGCGGGACACAAGUGUCAUGGCGCGCUCCAUCUGAAGUCUGUGUAGUUUCCUGACAGUGGCGUGUGGUUUUUCCUCUCACUUUGGACAGAUUCAACUUUCAAGAGGACUUGAAACAAAUUUCUGAUAAUCAAGAAGAUGCCUUCUGCAUCCUGUGAUGCACUGCUGGAUGACAUAGAAGACAUCAUCUCACAGGAAGAUUCAAAGCCACAAGACAGACAUUUCUCAAGAAAGCAUGUGUUUCCGAAAGCACGAAGGCGGAAUACCCAAAAACAUUUGCAAGAGGAGCCAAGGCCACCAAGUGACAGCACUAUUCCAGGCAUACAGAAAAUUUGGAUACGAACAUGGGGCUGCUCACAUAAUAAUUCAGAUGGAGAAUACAUGGCUGGACAGCUGGCUGCCUAUGGCUAUAAAAUUACAGAAAAUGCGUCAGAUGCAGAUUUGUGGCUCCUGAACAGUUGUACUGUGAAAAACCCAGCUGAAGACCAUUUCAGAAACUCAAUCAAAAAAGCUCAAGAAGAGAAUAAGAAAAUUGUCCUAGCUGGAUGUGUUCCCCAAGCCCAGCCUCGUCAGGACUACCUCAAAGGACUGAGCAUCAUCGGGGUUCAGCAGAUUGAUCGUGUGGUAGAAGUUGUGGAGGAAACCAUUAAAGGUCACUCAGUGAGGCUCCUGGGCCAGAAGAAAGACAAUGGGAAACGUUUGGGGGGAGCAAGACUGGAUUUGCCAAAGAUCAGGAAGAAUCCCCUUAUCGAAAUCAUUUCAAUCAACACGGGGUGUCUCAAUGCUUGUACCUACUGCAAAACUAAACAUGCCAGAGGAAACCUGGCCAGCUAUCCCAUUGAUGAACUUGUAGAGAGAGCCAAGCAAUCCUUUCAAGAGGGUGUCUGUGAGAUAUGGCUGACCAGCGAAGACACUGGAGCCUAUGGCAGAGACAUUGGCACAGAUCUCCCCACACUCCUAUGGAAGUUGGUGGAAGUGAUUCCUGAGGGAGCCAUGCUGAGGCUGGGCAUGACAAAUCCGCCAUAUAUUUUAGAGCAUCUGGAGGAAAUGGCCAAAAUCCUCAACCACCCCAGAGUCUACGCUUUUCUCCACAUCCCGGUGCAGUCUGCCUCUGAUAGUGUGCUCAUGGACAUGAAGAGAGAGUACUGUGUGGCUGACUUCAAAAGAGUUGUGGAUUUUCUCAAGGAGAAGGUUCCUGGAAUAACGAUUGCUACGGAUAUUAUAUGUGGUUUUCCUGGAGAAACCGAUCAGGAUUUUCAAGAAACACUGAAACUUGUUGAAGAAUACAAAUUCCCAAGCCUGUUCAUCAACCAAUUCUAUCCAAGACCCGGAACUCCCGCUGCAAAAGCCGAACAAGUUCCAGCACAUGUGAAAAAGCAAAGGACAAAAGAUCUCUCUCGGGUGUUUCAUUCCUACAAUCCAUAUGAUCACAAGAUUGGUGAAAGACAACAAGUGCUGGUAACAGAAGAAUCUUUUGAUUCUAAGUUUUAUGUUGCACAUAAUCGAUUCUACGAGCAGGUUUUAGUGCCAAAGAACCCUGAAUUCAUGGGGAAAAUGGUUGAAGUAGACAUUUAUGAAUCAGGAAAACACUUUUUGAAAGGACAGCCAGUAUCAGACACCAAAAUCUACACGCCAUCCAUCAGCAAGCCGCUGGCCAAGGGAGAAGUGUCGGGUUUGACAAAGGAAUUCAGAAAUAGGUUUGGGAAUCAUCUGACUUCAACUUCAGACACCUGUGUUGCAACUCGGCAUGACUCUGCAUACUCCAGAACUGUGCUGCAGAUGUUCCAACAUGACUGUGCAUUGUGGGUAGCUGCAGGCCUGGCUUUCAUUGCUCUUCUUUUUGCAUUUAUGGCCAGAGUCUAUGCUUACAACGGAAAUAAAUGAAGUAUCCAUAAGGAGUUAAGUUUCUAAUUAAAACCUUCAGGAAAGCAACCACACCAGUUCUCAAGAGGCAGCCAUCUGAACUGGUCAUGCUGCCUUGUCUGGAUCCCUUCUUAAUGAGGCUCACCCUGUCUCACAUUGAGCUCAGCCAUUUGACCUCAAAUCACAGCUUCUGGAACAUGUCUUUCUCACCAAACUCCUUUUGACUUUUUUACCAACAAAUGCAAGUGAUUGAAUUUCUUUCUUUCUUUCUUUUUUUUUUUUAAUCUCCAGUCAUUAAGUCCUAACCUAAGUGCACAGUGGCUCUGGUCACCAGUGGCCCUGACCAUCAGUGGCUCUGACUGUCAAUGGCUCAGGACACUCUUUCCUGGUGUGGAAGAACAUUUAAUAAAUGUUGUUCAGGCUGUGUUUGGAGUCCCCGUGCUACAAACAUCUUUUUCACAGCACAUGUGUUCCUGAAAAGUUUAUAUAGAAAACUAUUUUGGUAACUUGGACCCAAGUUUGCCACUUAAAGGACUCUUCCUAGCAUUUUAGAAAAUGUGAGGAAUCCAUGCCUGCAGUACCCACAAACUUUCAAAUAAAACACACUUCUUUCCUGCA